Messenger RNA from Trypanosoma grayi, 660 nucleotides. Its product is annotated as peroxisomal membrane protein 4. The record is from RefSeq and is a predicted model, not a curated record. NCBI's taxonomy places the organism in Eukaryota, Euglenozoa, Kinetoplastea, Trypanosomatida, Trypanosomatidae. Bases 1 to 660 code for a protein of 219 amino acids. The transcript has a single exon. Gene Ontology annotation, cellular component: peroxisomal membrane.
AUGGUGUCGCCGCCGGUUGGGCUCGCCGCACCGCACGCCGGUGUAGCGAAGCAGACGGAGUGCCUCAUUAACGAGAUGAUCCGCUCGGGCAACUACAAGGCACUGCUGAACGCUGUGAAGGGAUUCCGCAACGGCUUCGUGUACGGCGCCCGCAUUCGCGCCCCGCACGCUCUGGUGCUGAACCUCGUGUGGAGCAACGCGCCGUACCGCGUGAUGGCGCGCAGGAUAUACGAGGCGACGAAGCGCCACAGCCUCUCACUCGGCGCCACUGGCUGCGUCAUCUCGCUGGUGCGCUCGCUGCUGUCGUGGCUCCAGGGCGGCCCGCAGGUGUGGCACAGCGCGCUCGCCGGGUUUCUUGUCGGCGUGCUUUUCUGGGGCGAGUCGAACCCCGUCACGGUGCAGAUGAGCAUGUACAUCCUCUCACGCAUCCUGAGCGCGAUGCUGUUCAUCCUCGCCGGGAAGUACGGCUGGAAGCUGCCGGCGGGGGCGUUCCGCGUUUACUCUGGCGUGCUGUGGAUGAUUGUGAUGCCGCUCUUCUUCUACUACGGCGACGCGAUGCAGGUGUCGAUGCGCAACUCCAUGAAAUACAUUUACCAAGAUAACGAGAAGUACACGAGCUGGUAUGAUUUGCUUUGUGUCAAUAGCAGCACUUCGUUUUAG